This is a messenger RNA of Schistocerca piceifrons (Central American locust), 1326 nucleotides long. RefSeq names its product piggyBac transposable element-derived protein 4-like. Lineage: Eukaryota; Metazoa; Arthropoda; Insecta; Orthoptera; Acrididae. The record is from RefSeq and is a predicted model, not a curated record. The transcript has a single exon. Bases 1 to 1326 code for a protein of 441 amino acids.
AUGCCUGGACUGACACCAGAAGAGGUUUUCAGAAUUUUGUAUGCUUUACCAGAAGAUGGAGAAGAUUCAGAUAUCAGUACUGACUCUAAUGAUUAUUCUGAAUCACAAAAUACUUCUCUGAUUCUCAGAAAUAGUGAUAACGUUAUUGUUUCAAAUGAAGACAACUGUUUCAAUCUGACAAUAGACACUAGUGAAAUUGGGAACAUGUCUCCUUGUCAAGCAAGUGUAUCCGAUUCAACCCCAGAAACACCUGCUGCAACAUUUUCUUCUAGUGAAAAAAUGUGGAAUGAGAAUAUUUCCUAUUUUGAAAAUCGUCCACUGAAAUUAGAAGAAAGCGCAGAAAAUAUUGCAAAUUUCUCAAAGUCAGAUAAAGAAAUAAAAUAUUUCGAGUCUACAUUUACAGAAGAGCUGUUGCUUCAUAUUUGCAAUCAGACCAACUUAUAUGCAAGGCAGGAAAGGUGUAUUGUGAAGUCAGGGAAGAAAACAACCAAAGUAUCUUCCAACUGGCAGGACAUUACUGUUCCUGAGCUAAAAGCUUUUUUGGGAAUGCUUAUUUUGAUGGGUGUCCAUCAGUUUCCACAACUCGGAAAUUAUUGGAGCAGUGAUCCUAUUCUUGGAGUAACUGCUAUCUCGUCGGUCAUGACAAAGCUUCGAUACAAAAAAAUUGUUGAGAACCUGCAUUGCAAUGACAACAGCACGUAUGUCAAAAAAGGGAAGCCAGGUUAUGACAAGUUACACAAAAUUCGACCUGUCAUCAGAGCAAUAUCAAAUAAGCUUUGUAAAGUCUACAAACCAUCUUCUGUUUUAGCAGUUGACGAAUGUAUGGUGGCCUUCAAAGGACGGUCAACACUCAAACAAUAUAUGCCAAUGAAACCAGUGAAGCGUGGAUAUAAAGUGUGGUGCUUAGCUGAUGCUAGUACUGGGUUCAUCAUAAAUUUCGACAUCUACACUGGAAAAAGAGAUACAAAUGAUACAUCCGAAUUUAUUUUGGGUGAAGAAGUUGUGCUUACUCUAACAAAGGCAAUGGAUGGCAGCAAAAGGCUCAUAGCUUUUGACAAUUAUUUUACAACACUACGAAUAAUGGAAGAGUUACAGUCUCAUGGACUUUAUGGCAUCGGAACUGUUCAUCCAAACAGGAAGGAUUUGCCUUAUAUGCUGAAAAAAAAUUCCAAGCUUAGCAGGGGAGAAUUCGAAUUUGCUGUCAGGUCAUGUGUUGCAGCAGUGAAGUGGCAGGUUAGUAAACCUGUUUGUAUAUUAUCAAAUUACCACAAUCCCAAACACGUUACAACUAUUUUGAGAAGAAACAAAGAUGGAAGCAGAAGUUAA